This is a messenger RNA of Acanthochromis polyacanthus (spiny chromis), 864 nucleotides long. Its product is annotated as gap junction delta-3 protein-like. The coding region runs from base 1 to 864 and encodes 287 amino acids. The transcript has a single exon. Gene Ontology annotation, biological process: cell communication. NCBI's taxonomy places the organism in Eukaryota, Metazoa, Chordata, Actinopteri, Pomacentridae. The record is from RefSeq and is a predicted model, not a curated record. Gene Ontology annotation, cellular component: connexin complex.
AUGGGUGAAUGGGGCUUCCUCGGCGGACUCUUUGAUAACCUCCAGGUGCACUCGCCGAUGCUCGGCCGCUUCUGGCUCUUUCUCAUGCUCGUGUUCAGGAUCGUGAUUCUGGGAACCGUCGCUAGUGACCUGUUUGAGGAUGAGCAAGAGGAGUUUGCCUGCAACACCCUGCAGCCGGGCUGUAAGCAGGUUUGCUACGACAUGGCCUUCCCCAUCUCCCAGUACAGAUUCUGGGUGUUUCACAUUGUCCUCAUCGCUACGCCUUCCCUGCUUUACCUCAUGUAUGCCACGCAUCACAACAACAAGAGGACCAGCCGCUCGAAAUUCAGCCAAAGCAGCCAGGGCUACAGAGAAGACCGCCACCUAAGGAGGCUCUAUAUCAUCAACGUGCUCUUCCGAAUAGCGGCAGAAAUCGGCUCUCUGGUGGGCCAGUGGUUCCUAUAUGGCUUCAAGGUGGAGGCCCAGUUCCCCUGUUCCCGCUUCCCCUGCCCCUACACAGUGGACUGCUUCACUUCCCGCCCUGCUGAGAAGACUAUCUUCCUCUGCUUCUACUUUGCUGUAGGGGUGAUAUCGGCGUUCUCCAGCAUUGUGGAGCUUCUCUACAGCUCCAUGAAAUGGUUUUGCUCCGGGAGAGCAGACCCCCUUCCCUCAGAGGGCUCCUGUACCUGCCAGAACCUCCACAACUUCAAGGAAGAGGAGGCAGCGGAGAAACCAAGAGUUAAGGCAGCACCAGGGAGCGUUCCCAGCACCGUGAGGCUGAAGGGAGGAUCGAUGAGAAGCAGCAGCGGCAGCAGGAAGGUCUCCAGCAUCGGCCACAAGUACAAGAGCGGAAGACUUGUGAGCAGCAGGACUCUCAUGGUUUAA